GGAUUUUUCGCAGCUGCGCUCAGCUUAAAGAAAUCUGUAUACUUCAUCUGCUGUCUCUCAGAGCCUAUAUAAAUGUAUUGUUACUGAGAUAGUCACGGCAGUCGGUUUUCUAUACUUGUUAAAACUAUCGUUCAGCCAAUUGGCCACUGGUUAGUCCAACUAUACCCAUUUCACCUUGAUUUAGCGUGGCAUUGGAGCGGCUAUUCCCGUCUUUUGUCGACUUUCUGUCAUCAUGUCGAUGUUCAGAAAGCCUUCAGAGAUCUCAUCGUCAUCCAGCUCAGACGAGGAGGUCCAGGAUCUUCAUAUCUCGGAGCCUCGUCCUGAGGUCCGCUCAAAGCAGCGACAUCAGCCGAAGAAGAAGGGCAUUUUGUCGCCUACGUCAGCAGGCGACAGCACUGAUGUCGACGGUCAUGGAAAGAUGAUGACCGCUGCCCUUCUCGAGUUCUAUUGCGUCAGUCGAGCCGCGGAUCUACUCAACGCGCAGCCAGGCUCCCACGGGCAGUACAAUCGGGAUUCUCCCGAGGCUAGAGCUCUCGGGCAUGAUAUGUACACUCGUCAAUCGGAAGUCCUAUCCCAGCAUGGAAUUGUGAACGAAGGUGCAGAGAAGGAAGCCUUAAGGCCCACGAGACAGCUCUAUCGAGAUACGCUGGAUUUGAUCGCUAGCCGUUCCUUUAAACGCCUCGAUUUGCAUGAUCUUCAGUCUAGAUCAGCCUCUGUUGGAGGUGCUUUGCCGAAGACUUCCAGUGAAUUGACACUCCACAAAGGUCGUUCGGGCCAUACGCAACUGGAACGAAAUGCCAAGUCUUUCAAUUCACUGCAGGAGCUCGACAUCGACCACCUAUUCAAUCCACGUCUGGCUCCUUUUCUGGAAAUGUCGCGCUACGCGUUACAGUUCGAGGAGAUCAGUGUUCUAGGUCGGGGUGCAUUUGGGGAGGUCUACCACGUGAGAAACCAUGUCGAUGAACACGAGUACGCAAUCAAGAAGAUAGCUCUCAGUCGGCGGCGAUUGGCGCAACUAGAGGGCGGCAACAAGCACCACUUGGGGGAAAUUCUGAAAGAGAUCCGCACACUUGCUAAACUCGAUCAUGCCAAUAUCGUACGGUACUAUGGCGCUUGGGCAGAAAAGAAUUUGUCACAUCAUUCUAUGGCGUCGCAGAUGUCGAUGGUGGAAAGCCAGAACAAACAACUGGCGAUUGUCUUUGAGGAGUCUGAAACCUCGGCUUCCGGCCAUGCACUGCGUACUACUUCUACAUCGAAGUUCACCUCGGCAGAAAGCAUGGAUGACGAAGACGACAGCUUGGCUGACCCCUCGAUCUCCCAUAAUCCUACUCAGGACCAGCCUUCUUCGUUUCGCAGCGCGGAUGAAGAUAUCUUCACAGACGGCCUCAGUCACAACCCUUCGAGCAUGCAGAUCCUACGCAGUCGUAGAAGAGGUCUUGAGAUCCCUGCAGUAAUCUUGCAUAUCCAGAUGUCGAUGCAUCCGAUAUCUCUCCACGCAUAUCUCAGCCCUCGACCCAGCACAGAUGCAGAUGACUCGGACAAGCCACGGCGUCGCCACUGCUUCCACUUGGUUCCCUCCUUGCAGCUGAUGAUAGACAUUCUUUCCGGCGUGCUUUACCUGCAUUCCAAGGACAUCAUUCACCGCGAUCUCAAACCGGCCAACAUCUUCCUCUCUUGUCCGGAGAAACACCACACCCACACCUGUUGUCAUCCCUGUCAAUCCGACGGCGGGGCGGGACUUCAUUACUGCCAGCCUCGGAUCGGCGACUUCGGCCUCGUGGCUGACAUCUCGCAUCUAAACGAUCCUCCAUCUGACGGCUCGCCUCAGUCCCCAGAGCCUGGCUCGACAAUUCACCACGUCGUGGGUACAGAAUUCUAUCGUCCACCUCUCGACUCGAGCGGGUUGAUCUCAAGCGGGUAUGUUCACCACUACGCCCAGGAGGUAGGGACGGAGCGGCCGAUGCAUUACGUCUGCGAUUGGUCGCUUGACGUUUAUUCACUGGGCAUCAUUCUCUUUGAGCUGCUCUAUCCUUUGAACACGAAGAUGGAGCGCCAUCUUGUGCUGGAUGAUUUGACCAAAGGCCCGUACAAGAAGCCGCCAACCGCAUCCAUCAACGGAGCAUGCCUGCCCAGAGACUUUAUGGACAAAGUUCACAUGGGCGAUGUGAAGUUGAAGACUGGAAAUACGGUGGCUGAAGCCUUGGCGAGCUGCAUUGGAGGUAUGCUAGAUCCCCACCCCCGUCAACGCUGGCGGUGUGAGGUCGUCCAGAAGUGCCUGCGAGAAAUCCUUGCUACUGUGCACCCGGACUCGUAUUGAUGUUGACAUAUACUACAAUCAAUCCGACGGCAUACGCACAGGGCUGUCGAUCGGUUUAGAGUAAGUAGCACUCUGCAUUUAGCGCAUAGCGUUGAACAUUUUUCUUAAAUAGCAUCAAAUUUUAUACCA
Molecule: messenger RNA, 2446 nt
Organism: Aspergillus uvarum CBS 121591
Lineage: Eukaryota; Fungi; Ascomycota; Eurotiomycetes; Eurotiales; Aspergillaceae
Product: putative protein kinase
Exons: 4
Coding region: 233-2317 (694 amino acids)
Biological process (GO): protein phosphorylation
Molecular function (GO): ATP binding; protein kinase activity
Source: RefSeq, a predicted model, not a curated record